This is a messenger RNA of Camellia sinensis, 812 nucleotides long. NCBI's taxonomy places the organism in Eukaryota, Viridiplantae, Streptophyta, Magnoliopsida, Ericales, Theaceae. The record is from RefSeq and is a predicted model, not a curated record.
CCGAGUCUUGUUUAAAAUGUUGAUUCCAAUUAGGCUACCAAAUUUGAAGGGAUUCUGAGUUGCUACGAAAAUUAAGUUUCUGCGCUUAGUUUGAUCUCCCUUUUCACUUCUGUUGAUCCAACUGCUCCAUGAACUACUUCUUCUACAUCACUGGGCAACACAACUAAUGGUUUUUUUUAGACUGACUAAUUGAUGGAAAACUCUUCUAUCGUUGGUGCAGUCUCAACUUCAUUAGUAACAUAUUUUGAAUGAAAACAAAAUUUCUAUUUUGACAUGUCCAGUUAUGAAGUUCUAUCUUAAUUACUGUUCUUGGAUAAUUGUAUCAGGUGACAAUAGUGAACUAACGAGUUUGAAUAGGCCAGAGGGAAGGGUUUUUGAUUGGAUGUUUGAGCCCAUGAGCAUCAUGAAAGAGCAGCUCAAGAGCCUAAACUUGACAGAGACCGAAGAGUUGUAUCUCUACAAAUUUUGUCUAUACAGUGGCGACAUGGUGAGAAUUCAAGCUUGGCAAAAUGGUGGCUUCCCCCCACAAGAUGACAUUAGAAGAGCUCAAUUGGAGGGAUUAAGUCGAAGGUUGCAAGGUUUUUGUUUGACAGUCUCAAGACUGCCAACAUGCCGACGACGAUUCAGCGAAGUUGUGAAAGAGUUAGAACAUGAAUCAAAACGACGACGAUCAGACAAGUUUGAUGUUGGUGCUGAUUCAGAAGCAACAGCUGCAUAGGAAAUUUUAUUAAUUUGACGAUGACACAGUUGCUUUUGAUUGUUAUGAAUUUCUUUCAUUGUCAAUCCCAACAUUUUUUUUGAUGAAAUCAUGG